Molecule: messenger RNA, 3894 nt
Organism: Hemibagrus wyckioides
Lineage: Eukaryota; Metazoa; Chordata; Actinopteri; Siluriformes; Bagridae
Exons: 8
Coding region: 535-1476 (313 amino acids)
Cellular component (GO): cytoplasm
Source: RefSeq, a predicted model, not a curated record
CAGCUUCUACAAACUGAGCUGUAACUGACUGACAGCCCUCACCCUGCUUUUCUCUCUCUUUCUCCAUCUGUCUUGUAAACGUUUCCGGUUCUUAAGGGACGUCCGAACUAAACGCAUGCUCCUCUCUUUAGUCACGGCUCUUGAAGUUGAGUUCCAGCCACAAAAAAAGUCAAGGCUAAAAUAGAACUCGAGUGCCUCGGUGGGGUUUGUAAGAGGGUGGGGGAUUUUUUCUUUUCUUUUUUUUCUUUCUUUUUUUGUUGAGAAAUCUCCUCCCCUUUUAAGCAAGAGAAGCAGCAUGUUUGAGGACACUCCAGAGUCUCAUACUGCUUUAGAGAAAGAGGGUAAAUGAACUACCUGAAGAAGCCUGUCCAGCUGCUGGCUGCUCCUCAGUGAUGAGAGAGUGUGUGUGGUGAGUGAGCGAGCGAGCGAGCAGCAGGACUCAGGAGCAGGGCCGGCACCCGGGCACAGACUUCCUACUCUCUAACACACACUAGCUCUAAAGGAUUGGUCAGACACACACAUACACACGCAGCCAUGUUGCAGCAGAUCCUGAAGGAAAUGUACAUCGAUCCAGAUGUGUUGGAUGCUCUGAACGAGGAGCAGAAGAAGACGUUGUUUCUAAAGAUGCGACAGGAGCAGGUCCGGCGCUGGAAGGAGCGCGAGGAGAAGCUGGAGCGUGAGGAACCACGCAAACCCAAACCCAGGCCAGCGCACAGUAAGAGUGUGAGUUGGCUGUUGGGCUGCGACGGUGACGUGCAAGUCAUUGUCAUCGGAGAGAUGGACGAGUUCAAGUCCUCCAAGAUCCUCCGCUCGGGGUUUGGCGAGAGAAAAGCUGCUAGUCUUCGGAACUAUUCCCACGGCCAGGAAUCAAGUUUGAAGAGUAACCUUGUAAACCGACCGUCCACUGAACCAGUGCGAUCAGGCAGAGAGAAUCUCCCACCCAAAGCACUGUCCGGAGUGCAGCUUAAUUUCCGGGAGAACAGUGAAGAAGUGAGGACGCUACCCCCUCCACAGGUAGCAGCAUGUGAACCGACGCCUGCCUCUCCUGAUGAGAGUGUUAAAGAGACAGAAGAGGAAGAUGACUCAGAUGACCCUGUGGAUGACACAAUUGCUCUGUCCUCCAUUUGCUACCGACCCCACCUGAUGUCAGCCAGCGUCCUGCACAGCCUCACACCCCAGGACACACAGCAGGAGACCACGCCGCUGUCAAUCACAAGCAGGAUACACUCAGUCGAAGCGAGCGAGCCUCAUAUUAGCAGAGGGAAAGAUUUCCGUGUGAUGUCUGCCUCCAAGCGCACCGAAUUUGGAGUGGGCGGGGAAAACCGCACGGGGCGUGGCCGCGUAGCUGAGCUGAUGAAGACCUUCAGCGUGUCUAGUGACUCCACCGGCUCGCAACCGAUACCAAGAUCCAACAAACCGCCCAUCCCGAAUAAACCCGGCUACUUGCAGCAUCUCCCUUCACAUUCGUUCAGGUAAUCAGCGGAGAUGACAGGACGCUCAGACCGCCUCUCUCAGGAACACUGCUCUAAUUGCACAAGCAGCGCGGCAGGACGAGGGGUUCUAGCAAUUUUCCAAUUACAGUUUUUUACAUUUUGUAUAAUCGUGCUCUCAGGAAGAGGAAGAGGCAUGAAAUGCAAAACUGUGCAAACUUCCUACACUUUUCGAACAGACUGUUACGUAUAAGGCUUUUGACGACCCGUACUCCAGAUUCCGUUCUUAUCCAGAAAUCGGCAUCUACAUUACAUUCAAUACACAAACCGUGCAACCUUGAAGGGGGAAUUCCGCAGUAAGAUAAUUUUUCCCACAGUUGAAGCAAUUGGCAAUCUGUGUUAUGAUGAGAGAAAAUGCAGCCCUCUCUGCAUGAGCUGCUUUGUGAUUUUCCACGUUUUUGAAAUGGAACAGCCAGCGGGACUAAUGAGAUGAUGCGUGUUGACGGGUUUAUUGAGCAAAAACCGGCAACGUUUCCUGUCUCAAAGCAUGUUACAUUUCCACAAUGCUUUUUCUCCCAUCAUUACUGACAAAUUACUUCAAUUACUUCAGUUUUUCGACAGAACCCCUCUGUAAAGACAUGUUGUUUACGUCAGCUUUGUGGCGUAUGAAACUUUUUAUUUUUAUUUUUUCAGAAGAUCUAUCUAGAGUUCCUCCCUACUAACACAUCUACCCAGCCAUAAACAUCAACAGUACAUCGAGGAAUACUAAUUACACGGUUUACAACAAACAACAACAGAGCAAUUACACUCUUUUUCCGCUUAUUGGCUAUUAACUCCUGCAUUCAGAAGCCGAGGAGAGGACGGCACGUCCUCUCGGCUUUAUAGCAAAUGAAGUGGGAACACACAGCAUUGCUGUUCUUCAGUUACAGAGUGUACCUUCAAGAGGCCGUGCAUGUGCUGAUUCACCAGUACAGAGAGCUAUUUCUUCAGUUUAGGCACAUCGGGAAAAUAAGUCAUUUCGCAGCAGUCAGCACUACUCACCUGACGAGCGUGUGUACUGCCUCAGACGGAUCAUGACGAGCCGAGCCAUCAGUAUGGGUUGAGCAAUGGCUUCCACGUUCAUUAACGCUGACGAGACCCUUCCUUCCUGUGCUCUAGCGCACGCCUAAGAGGGUUGAUCAAGCACUUCUGGGAGCUGUGGCCUCGGAUUGCACUUUUAAAUAAAGGUUCUUAAAAGGUUCUUGAUGCUGUUCUGGGAUUUCUGAAUGAAAUGGGCACUUAUCAGGCCGGGUCAUGUCAAGAUGGUACCGUAAAUAAAACUCAGCAAGAAACAACACUGCAGAUUCAAAUCCCAGCCAUGGUGCACCAAAGAUCUAUAGAAUCCUUUUUGCAGACCUUUUUGUAUAGGUUUAUUUAAAGAAAUUAUAAGGGAGAGCUGGCCGAAGUGUAAAAUGAUUUCAGUUAUUCAGCGAUGCUUUCAGUUACAGCUUUCAUACUUCACACAUAACAACGCAUCGAGCAUGUUUACUUAGUUUAUUACGUCCGAUAUAUAUUAAAAAGAGGCACAAUUGUGACAUUGCGUGGGUCAGUUGCUGAAACACACACCAGGAAAAAUCGACUUUAUACCAUCGCAUAUUCUGCAGAUCUGCAUUUCUUAUCAGCCCCACACGUCCUAACCACUAUCACCUGUGUACCCUCCACCCUCUUAUAAGUUAUAAUUUGUAUGCACCUUAUUGUCCAGCUUUUGCUAUUGUUGCAUUUGUUUCAUUAUUUUGUCGUCUGUUUGCAUCAUCUAUCAAUAAGUCUGCACUUGCAUCCACCGCUGGUUGUCACCACCCGUUGGGGACGGCGUGAUACAGUGUGGACAGUAUUAAGUCAUUACAAUUGAUGUCCAUUACGCAGAGAUGUGCAAGCAGAACGAUCACCCGUUUAAAAGCAUUUAAAGACGUAUUGCAGUUGAUUGAUGAUAGGCUCAAGAAGACAUUAUCUGUAGUAGUAUGCUAUGACGGUACAAGGGUUCUUUCAUUUGACGUCUUUCCGCGCUCAUCAACCGCAGUGGGAUCAGCGUGGUACUAUAUACCGUAACCUUCUGCAAAUCCUUUAACGUAAAGAGUGUGAGAGCUGUAUUCUUCUCUGCCUGACCCUCUUUUGUUCUACAGUCUCGUCAACGUUCACUUCUCCCCACAUAUGGCAAGCCAAACCCCCCCCCCCCCCCCUUUUUUUUCUUCCUAGCUUUUAUAACCUAAUUAUUCGCCAUUCAGAUGUCAGCCAUCUUUGAUAUGUUCCCCCCACCGUUACUAGUUUACUGUGGGAGUAUAAUAUUUGAUUGCACUUGUUUUUCUGCUGUGUUACGUUUGCACCAUUGAGAGGGUUGUUGUUUAUUGUUUCUCUGUAUGGAUUGAUGACUUGAGUGAUUUUAUGUGAGGAUGAGUGUUAGAUAUUGUCUCUGUGAGCAAUGCUCACA